Molecule: messenger RNA, 2760 nt
Organism: Diceros bicornis minor
Lineage: Eukaryota; Metazoa; Chordata; Mammalia; Perissodactyla; Rhinocerotidae
Gene: PRDM8
Product: PR/SET domain 8
Exons: 3
Coding region: 1-2070 (689 amino acids)
Biological process (GO): regulation of DNA-templated transcription
Cellular component (GO): nucleus
Molecular function (GO): protein binding
Source: RefSeq, a predicted model, not a curated record
AUGGAGGAUUCAGGCAUCCAGCGAGGCAUCUGGGAUGGAGAUGCCAAGGCGGUCCAACAAUGUCUGACAGAUAUUUUUACCAGCGUUUACACUACCUGUGACAUCCCUGAGAACGCUAUAUUCGGUCCCUGCGUCCUGAGCCAUACUUCCCUGUACGACAGCAUAGCUUUCAUAGCUCUCAAGUCCACCGACAAGAGAACAGUCCCUUAUAUCUUCCGGGUAGACACCUCAGCGGCAAAUGGUUCCUCAGAAGGUCUCAUGUGGCUGCGUCUGGUCCAAUCAGCCAGAGAUAAAGAAGAGCAGAAUCUUGAAGCGUAUAUAAAAAACGGACAGCUGUUUUACCGCUCUCUCCGCAGGAUUGCCAAAGACGAGGAGUUACUAGUUUGGUACGGGAAAGAACUGACUGAGUUACUCUUGCUCUGCCCCUCUAGAUCCCACAGCAAAAUGAAUGGGUCGUCCCCUUACACAUGCCUGGAAUGCAGCCAACGUUUCCAGUUUGAGUUCCCCUAUGUCGCGCAUCUGCGCUUCCGCUGCCCCAAGAGACUUCACAGCGCUGAUAUGAGCCCCCAAGACGAGCAAGGCGGCGGCGUGGGCACCAAGGAUCACGGGGGCGGCGGAGGUGGCAAGGACCAGCAGCAGCAGCAACAGGAGGCACCCUUGGGUCCGGGCCCCAAGUUCUGCAAAGCCGGCCCCAUCCACCACUACCCGGCCCCCUCCUCCGACGGCAGUAACCCGCCCGCGGCUGGCGGCGGCAGCAGCGCCAAGCCAUCCACGAACUUUCACAACCUGGCCCGGGAGCUGGAGAACUCCGGGGGAGGCAGCAGCUGCUCCCCCGUGCGGAGCCUCAGCGGCGGCACCAGCGGCGGCGGCCACCAGGAGGCGGAGCUGAGUCCCGACGGCAACGCCACCGGCGGCAGCAAAGGGAAAAGGAAAUUCCCGGAGGAGGCGGCGGAGGGCGGCGGCCCGGGGCUGGUGGGGGGCCGCGGCCGCUUCGCGGAGCGGCCCCUGCCCGCCUCCAAGGAGGACCUGGUGUGUACGCCGCAGCAGUACCGCGCCUCGGGCAGCUACUUCGGCCUGGAGGAGAACGGCCGCCUCUUCGCGCCGCCCAGCCCCGAGACGGGCGAGGCGAAGCGCAGCGCCUUCGUGGAGGUGAAGAAGGCGGCCCGAGCGGCCGGUCUGCAGGAGGAGGCAGCCGCCGACGGCGGGGGCACGGCCGCCGAGGACCAGGACGCGGGCGGCGGCGGCGGCGGCGGCGGCUCCUCCACACCCGUGGCCGCGUCGCCGGCAGGCGCCGAGAAGCUGCUGGCCCCGCGGCCUGGGGGCCCGCUGCCCAGCCGGCUGGAGAGCGGCAGCCCAGCGCGGGGCAGCGCCUUCACCUCGGUGCCGCAGCUGGGCGGCAACGGCGCGGGGGGCGGCGCGGGCGCGGGGGCCGCCGGCGGGGCGGGCGGCGGCCAGGGCGCGGCGUCGGACGAGCGCAAAAGUGCCUUCUCGCAGCCGGCGCGCUCCUUCUCGCAGCUGUCGCCUCUGGUGCUGGGCCAGAAGCUGAGCGCGCUCGAGCCGUGCCACCCCGGCGACGGUGUGGGCCCCGCCAGACUUUACCCCGCCGCCAGCGAUCCUCUGGCCGUGAAGCUCCAGGGAGCGGCGGAUCUGAACGGAGGUUGCGGGGCCCUGCCGGGCGGCGGCGGCGGCGGCGGCGGGGGCGGCCUGCCCAAACAGAGCCCCUUUCUCUACGCCACCGCCUUCUGGCCCAAGAGCUCCGCAGCCGCGGCGGCGGCGGCGGCGGCGGCGGCCGCGGGGCCCCUCCAGCUGCAGCUGCCCUCGGCGCUCACGCUGCUGCCGCCCUCCUUCACCUCGCUGUGUCUGCCCGCGCAGAACUGGUGCGCCAAGUGCAAUGCCUCCUUCCGCAUGACCUCCGACCUGGUGUACCACAUGAGGUCGCAUCACAAAAAGGAGUAUGCCAUGGAGCCCUUGGUGAAGCGGCGGCGGGAGGAGAAACUCAAGUGCCCCAUUUGCAACGAGUCCUUCAGGGAGCGCCACCACCUCUCCAGGCACAUGACCUCGCAUAAUUGACACGGAAAGGACCCUAGCUUUCCACGCGCGCGCACGCACAGUGAAGCCACCUGCAGGAAUAAACAUGCGAGGACAUCCACCACCUCCUUGUUAUCUGAAACAUUGCACCCAGAGAGACAGACACACACAUACACUCACACAUGUGCUUCCCCCCCAGCCUUCUCAUUGAAAUCUUUACCCGAGACCUAGACUACGAGCGCACGCACACACACGCACACACACACACGUGAGACAAGUUGGUGGAUUUUUGAUUGGGUGUGUUAUUUGACGGGUUUUCUUUUGAAUGCACGCAUUUUCACUUUCCCAAAAACAAAGGUACAUUUUUAAAAAUGUCAUAUAUUGCAACAUAUUGAUGCAUUUGUCAUACGUUUCUACUUAAAUUAUUAAGCACUUACAGUUUAGAUGUAAUAAUUAUAUGUAAGGGCAAAAUUUAUUUUAGAUAUAAAGGAGGAGGCUGAGAUGCUUUCUGCAUUUCUCGAUGACAGUUUGUGUUCUUACAAAAAUAAACAAAACUAAUAAAAAAGGGUCACCAUUCAAUUUAAGUUUCCAGGGGAAAGUGCAUGUAUCAUGAAAUGAUUAUGGACUUCAAUGAAGAAUGUCAUCAUUAUGUAAAUAUGUAUUUCCUUUUAAUACAAAGUGUAAUUUUGUGCCAGUGAAAUGGAGUCUGAAUAGUUAUGUGUUUCUUUUAUC